Molecule: messenger RNA, 863 nt
Organism: Merops nubicus (carmine bee-eater)
Lineage: Eukaryota; Metazoa; Chordata; Aves; Coraciiformes; Meropidae
Gene: TOR1B
Product: torsin family 1, member B (torsin B)
Exons: 4
Biological process (GO): protein localization to nucleus; nuclear membrane organization
Cellular component (GO): endoplasmic reticulum lumen; nuclear envelope; endoplasmic reticulum
Molecular function (GO): ATP binding; ATP hydrolysis activity; kinesin binding
Source: RefSeq, a predicted model, not a curated record
CUCUCCCUCUCCCCGCAGCGCUGAAGGGGCAGCUGGACGCCAAGCUCUUCGGGCAGCACCUGGCCAAGGAUGUGGUGCUGAAGGCGGUGAUGGGCUUCAGCAACAACCCCAGCCCCAAGAAGCCGCUGACGCUGUCGCUGCACGGCUGGGCGGGCACCGGGAAGAACUUCCUCAGCCAGAUCCUGGCCGAGCACGUCCACAGCCCCGGGCUGCGCAGCAAGUUCGUCCAUCUCUUCCUGGCCACCUUGCAUUUCCCCCACCACGACCAGAUCAAACUCUACAAGGAACAACUGCAGAACUGGAUUCGGGGCAACGUCAGUGCCUGUCCCCACUCUGUCUUCAUUUUUGAUGAGAUGGACAAAAUGCAUCCAGGUCUCAUUGAUGCCAUCAAGCCCUUCUUAGACUACUAUGAGCAGGUUGAUGGGGUGUCCUACAGGAAAGCCAUCUUCAUCUUCCUCAGCAAUGCAGGAGGUGACUUAAUUAAUAAAGCAGCUCUUGACUUCUGGAUAAGUGGAAAGCAAAGGGAGGAGAUUCAGCUGAAGGACCUGGAGCCCAUGCUAUCUGUAGGAGUCUUCAAUAACAAGAACAGUGGACUGUGGCACAGCAGCCUCAUCGACAGGAACCUCAUUGACUACUUUGUCCCCUUCCUGCCCCUGGAGCACAAGCACGUGAAGAUGUGCAUCAGGGCUGAGAUGACAGCCCGUGGCUAUGCUCCUGAUGAGGAGGUGGUUCAAGCAGUGGCCGAUGAGAUGACGUUCUUCCCAAAAGAGCAGAAAAUCUUCUCUGACAAAGGCUGCAAGACUGUACAGGCCAAGCUGGACAUUCACGAAGACACGAUGAGGGAUACAAAAGCCAAACACUGA